AUGAGUCUCGAAAUGGCAAAGUCGCUCUUCUCCCGUCGCGACCCGCGUUGGCCGGAUCAACAUAUAUACGAGCGUCACUUUGUCCCUGACGAAGUUGGCGUUUAUGUAUGCGAGCAACAUCGUCCGGUGGGUUUGGAAGUGCCCGGGGCAUUCUGGAACGAUGUUGUCGGCCGUGGCCGUUUUGGCCGCGGGGCACUUCGAAUACGACAGAGACCGAGGCCCGAGCCGCGUUUGGUUCCCCUUAUAUCGGCUCUCACCAACUGCUCCAUUAUUCUCGAUGGCCGAUGGCCAAUCAAAGCGUAUCAGAUACAAUCGCUAUAUCUUACACAAACGGCCAAAAUACACGAUCGGAAGGGGUUGAAACCGGCGUACGUCAGUGCGGUACGAAUAGAGAGAAUCGUCACAAGCUCGAGGCGUUUGCCGAAACGCCGCGAGCUCGAGGGACAAAGACGAGUCGAUGUGGGUUGGCGGAAAGGACGAGGACGACGAUGGAUGACGAUGGUCGCUGGUGGUGGACCAGCGGACGAUGUCUGUGCCGGUAAUAGUGGUGGUAGUGGAGAAUGGUGGUGGUGUCUAACGAAAGCCGCGGUGGUGCGCGGUGGUGGCUCGCGCCACUUUUGUCCCUCGGCCGAGAAGACACGUGAAUGCAACCACGUGGUCCAGUGCGUGACACGAGAGCUGGAGAUAUUCACGAGAAUUCCGACCGGGUGCUUCGUAGACAGUGACAAGUUUUCGCGAGCGCGACGGGACUCCAGGGUUCUCAAAUUCGCAGCCGUGGACACGAGAAUAACCGUCAACCUGGAGUCCACGUGCCAGAAACGACGGAAAUGUGAGGCCGAUGGGAAGGAGGCGAAGGCGGAGCUGACGGCGCAACGCAAUAUGUUCCCUAGCGCUCAAAUUAAAAUGAGAUUGCUGUCGCCAAGCAGUUCGCCGGCCACCUCGCCCACGAUGUCGAAUUCCUCGUCGCCAACACCACCGACGCCGGCGGCCCCGACUUACAACCAGAAGAUGACCGGUAUUCCUUGCGUAGCAGCCGCUUCGAGGUACACUGCACCGGUUCACAUCGACGUCGGUGGCACGAUAUACACGUCCUCCCUCGAGACUUUAACGAAAUACCCGGAAUCCAGGCUAGCAAAAUUGUUUAACGGCAGCAUCCCUAUCGUUUUGGACUCGCUAAAACAACACUACUUCAUCGAUAGAGACGGCGGCAUGUUCCGGCACAUAUUGAAUUUUAUGCGAAAUUCCCGGCUGCUGAUACCCGACAACUUUGCCGACCUAGAUUUACUGCUGGAAGAAGCACGAUACUUCGAUAUUGCGCCUAUGUGCAGGCAAUUGGAGCAGAUGAAGAAGGAGCGUAUAAAGAACGGUUCGACAAUGACCACAACUUCGCCAAGUCCCCCGCCUUCUGGUCAGCUCGGUAGUCGUGGCACUGCCUGCACUACCGCGCCUUGCAAUCGUGAUUCUGAAAAAAUGCGCGGCAAUGAUGGGAACUGCAGCUACGAGUGCGUAGCGUUACACGUAAGCCCGGAUCUGGGCGAGCGAGUAAUGCUGUCAGGAGGACGGGCGCUGCUGGACGAGGUAUUUCCGGAAACGACACAAGCAGUGAUUGAUGCGCGAUCCGGCGUUGCUUGGCACCAACAGGAUGCCCGUCAUGUCAUCCGGUUUCCACUAAACGGCUACUGCAAAUUGAACUCCGUUCAGGCGAUCACCAGACUGCUGAAUGCCGGUUUCCGGGUAGUGGCAAGCAACGGCGGCGGCGUAGAAGGCCAACAAUUCUCGGAGUACCUGUUCGUCAGGCAAGCCGUCAACACUUGACGGAGCAUGGCGCAUCAGCGCAAAACGAUCUCCAAGUCGAUCCGCUGCCUGCAGCGUGACUACGACUUAGAGUGAGUGCAACUGUCCAGGAGAACACCUCAAGACUGCAUCGCGGAUAUUUUGAUUAUUCUAACAAAACAGAGCGGAGCAUCUCGGUACAAGGAUAGAAGCCUGCCAAUCGCAACUGCUGUUUGAUGCCGAAAUAUUUAUAGUAAUAUGAAGAUCUCGUAACGUGCAUUAAAGUCACUCAACACUGUAUCUCGAAUCAUGAAAAAGUGAAUAAGUGAAUAAAAGAGUGCAAAUGAGUUUUGCAAUUUACAUCAAUUUACAUUCGUUUUACAAACUAACUUUGUCAAAUAGCAACGUCUCGUUUUGUAUACACACGUAAGUUAAAAGAAUUAUUUGCAUGUAUUAUAGUCUGAAUCUGAAAUAGUUGACGUUGAAGGCGCUUAAUCGAUUAUUUUAAUAAUAAAAUAAUCAUAAAAACUAUUGAUAUGCAAA
Acromyrmex echinatior (Panamanian leafcutter ant) is the source of this 2316-nucleotide messenger RNA. RefSeq names its product BTB/POZ domain-containing protein twz (gene twz). NCBI's taxonomy places the organism in Eukaryota, Metazoa, Arthropoda, Insecta, Hymenoptera, Formicidae. Gene Ontology annotation, molecular function: protein binding. Gene Ontology annotation, biological process: protein homooligomerization. The record is from RefSeq and is a predicted model, not a curated record.